UUCUUCUCCUCCAGUCCGCAGGAGACCCACGCGCGCUCCCCGAACACAGACUCACUGUGCCGCAGGUGAAGAGAGAAGCGCGCGGCGCACGGCGCACCCGCAGCGGCAGAUCAUGCACUGUCAAGCCGAGCUACGGCUGUCGUCCCCGGCGCAGCUGAAAGCUGCCAGGCGGCGCUACAAGACCUUCAUGAUCGACGAGAUUCUCUCCAAGGAGACGUGUGAUUAUUUCGAGAAACUUUCUCUCUACUCCAUGUGUCCGUCGCUCAUUGUGCGGCCGAAGCCUCUGCAUUCGUGUUCGGGAUCCUCGUCUCUCCGUGCCUACCCCCUCCUGUCGGUGAUCACACGGCAGCCCCCGAACCUGUCCCCCCACCUCCACCAGCCCUCGUCCCCCGGCGGCAUGCCCCCGCACCUGUCCCUGCUGUCCCCGCAGCAUCCACGGGGGUCGGAGCCCUCGCCCAGCCAGACGCCGCUCAGCAUCAGCAGCGAGUCGGACACGGAGCACAGCACGCCGCGCCUGAAGAAGCCGCGCCGCAGCCGCACCAUCUUCACCGAGCUGCAGCUGAUGGGCCUGGAGAAGAAGUUCCAGAAGCAGAAGUACCUUUCCACCCCCGACAGGUUAGACCUUGCCCAGUCCCUCGGCCUCACGCAGCUCCAGGUGAAGACGUGGUACCAGAACAGGCGCAUGAAGUGGAAAAAAAUGGUGCUCAAAGGAGGUCACGAGGCCCCCACCAAACCCAAGGGGAGACCCAAGAAGAACUCCAUCCCCACCACGGAGGAGAUCGAGGCUGAGGAGCGGAGGAUGCAGCUGGAGGAGGAGGAGAGGGCGAGGAGGGAGGCAGAGGGAGCAGCGCCGGAUGACGACGAGGAGCUGGAAGGUCACGAGCUCGGCUCAGAAACUCAUACUCCUGCAGAGGAGAUGGAGGAACCGGAGCGAGAGCUGCCACUGCUAAUGCAAUCAGAGACUCACGCCGUCAGCUCAGAGAGAACGACGCACGCCAAAGACUAAUCACCUGAAAACAAACAGUGCCUCAGGAUCACUGUAAAAAAAAACAAAACAAAAAGAGAUCAACCUGUGUGGUGUUUAGAGCCAUAGGCUUUAGGGAUUUGACUGGAAACAUAUCAGUGGUGUCCAAUCUUUGCCUAAUCUAGUCUUUUAUUUUGGUGUGUGAACUGGAACAAAGAGCUCAUGUGCAGACACUGGUUUCACUGGUCGACGCGGUGUAAGGAGUGUAAAUGUGUCAAAUCCAAACAGGUCAGUCCAGCCUCAGCGCGGUCGCACAUGUCGCAGCAUCAGCGGACUGUCCGACGGUCCGACGGUCCGACGGUCCGGACCGUGGUCCUCCUCUGCACCACAGCACCUAGCCUUGGUGCUGCGUGUGUUUGAGCUGCCUCUCACAGCCCACGUGCCAAAAUAUCCAAGUUUGCCUUCGUGACUUUGUACCAAAAAAUCUCUGCACUGUCAAAAAAAAAAAAAAAAAAAAA
Molecule: messenger RNA, 1482 nt
Organism: Cynoglossus semilaevis (tongue sole)
Lineage: Eukaryota; Metazoa; Chordata; Actinopteri; Pleuronectiformes; Cynoglossidae
Gene: barx2
Product: BARX homeobox 2
Exons: 4
Coding region: 113-1006 (297 amino acids)
Biological process (GO): regulation of DNA-templated transcription
Molecular function (GO): DNA binding; DNA-binding transcription factor activity, RNA polymerase II-specific
Source: RefSeq, a predicted model, not a curated record